Messenger RNA from Apis dorsata (giant honeybee), 7173 nucleotides. Its product is annotated as nuclear receptor corepressor 2-like. Gene Ontology annotation, biological process: regulation of transcription by RNA polymerase II. Lineage: Eukaryota; Metazoa; Arthropoda; Insecta; Hymenoptera; Apidae. The transcript has 14 exons. The coding region runs from base 3 to 6569 and encodes 2188 amino acids. The record is from RefSeq and is a predicted model, not a curated record.
CAAUGGUUACCUCAGCCUCGUCGGCACCGACUCCAGUGCCAGUUCCAGCACCCGCAGCUGCGCCUGUCAAUCCACCUACAGUUAGUCAAACGCCACCACCAUCGCUUUCGGGAACUGCUUAUGCCGCGAGAGAUGCAUAUCGCAGCGCCACCACGAAUGUGAACGAGAGGAUUGCCAUCAGCGUGAGCAGUAGUCCUUUGUCGCAGAUUGGAGUCGAUGUUGGAGUAGUUGCAGCCGAAUAUGCGGCAAAUAGCGGUAUAAGUAGUGGAAGAGGAGAGAGACCGAGGAUAUCUCUUUUACCACCUGCUUCGGUAACGCCGACACCUUCACCAACAGCACCAGGCUAUCAACAUAACAUGUCUGGAGUUAGAAAUUCACGAAUAGCCCUGAUGCCCGUCCAGCCGGAUCAGUAUUGCAAUCGUACAGCCGUUGAAAUGGCUAAUCUGCAGGAGGCGCCGCCCUUCAAGAAAAUACGCCUCAGUCAACCGACCCAGAUUCAAUUGCAGUCCCAAACGCAAUCUCGUUGUCAUAGUUUGUCACCCGCUGAUCCGUGUGUUAAGCAGGAGCACGUGGUGCAGUUGCAGCAACCGCUUAGGAUAGAUACUAGGGAGCAGCCGGCAACAGAAGCGUAUACACCGCAAACUGAAGCCAUUUCGCCUACGCUUCCGGAACCAAACACACAAGAAGAUGCACAGUUCAGAAGCACGAAAGAUGAUCUUCUGCAACAAAUUUCUAAGGUUGAUAGGGAGAUUGCAAAAAGGGAAUCUCAGAUAAAUAAGCUUCGGAAAAAAUUAAAAGAAUUGGAAGAAGCGGCUAAUAAACCUCUGGAAGCUAGCGGUCUUAAACGGCAAGUUGAGGAACAGUCUCAGCAACCAAAGCAUCAAUCUCUGGCACAAAAAAUUUAUGCUGAAAAUAGGAGAAAAGCAGAAGAAGCUCAUAGACUUCUAGAGAGGCUGGGUCCAAAAGUGGAAUUACCUUUGUACAAUCAGCCAUCAGAUACAAGUGUGUAUCAAGAAAAUCGAACAAAACAUCAAACGUGUAUGAGAGCAAGGCUUAUAGCGAGGCUUCGACGAGAACACGCUGAACGUGCAUCUCUUCAUCGACAACAGUCACAAACGUACGCUAUUUUGGUACAGGAGUGGCAUCGUAAAGUAGAGCGAUUGGAAGCAACGCAGAAAAGGAAGUCGAAGGAAGCGAAGAAUCGCGAAUUUUUUGAAAAAGUAUUUCCAGAGUUACGAAAACAAAGAGAAGAUAAAGAACGUUUUAAUAGAGUUGGUGCUCGUAUCAAGAGUGAAGCUGAUUUAGAAGAAAUUAUGGAUGGCCUUCAAGAACAAGAGAUGGAAGAUAAAAAGAUGCGUUCUUACGCAGUCAUACCUCCAUUACUAUUGGAUACAAAGCAGAGACGAAUUGCGUUUCAAAAUCGUAAUGGUCUUCUUCAGCCAGAAGAAUUAGAAGCUCUUCAUAGUGAACGGAAGUUAAUCAAUGUAUGGAGUUCUGUAGAGCACGAAUUGUUUAAAGAAAAAUAUUUACAACAUCCUAAGAACUUUGGAACGAUAGCUCAAUCUUUAGAACAUAAGUCCGUUCCAGAUUGUGUGCAUCAUUACUACCUCACUAAAAAAGCAGAAAACUAUAAGCAGCUCUUGAGAAAGUCGCGGCAACGAACACGUUCUCGAAACAAUCCUAAUAAUAAAGUAAAUAAUACCAGUUCAAGUAUUGGAACUUUAGAUAUUUUAACUACGGGUGUUACGACAAGGUUGCAACGUGAGCAACAGCAGAAGACGCAAGAAAAUCCUCAAAAUAGUUCGGCAGCGACAUCAACUACAACGACGACGACGACUACGACAACGUCGAGUGUAUCAACGGCUGUUGCGACAACAAUAGUCACCACUUCGACGACUCCUUUAAGUUCAUCAACGUCGAGUAUAUGUUUAACGACAGACUCUGUAAUAGCAUCAACGACAGCUACAACGACAUCUGUGUUGAGUACUACGACAUCGUCAGUCACGACGUCAUCGACGAUAACAAGUGCGAAGGAUAAUAGAGAAACCAAUAAAGAAAACAAAGAAAGUAAAAUAGAAUCGAAAGAAUCGCAUCUUAUCAAAGUGGAAGUGAAAGAAGAGCCACAAUUAAGUUCGGAAACGGUAUCAGGAAAGGACAUCAAAAUGGAGACGAACAACGUCAGUGGUGGUAGCGUGGUAACCACGAACAGGAUGAAGGAAAAGAAAAAAGAUAAUCACGCCACCCCUAUGGAAACCAGCGACGAGGAAGCCCAAUCGAUGGACACCAUUGAAGGUGGAAGACAGAUUGGCCCCCACGCUUGCACGGUUUGUCAAAAUAUCGUGGAAGGAAACACGCAGAGCAGGGCAUUGCCGCGAAGUCAAGCGUCCCAGUAUGGUCUGCGAGAGGAUCAGAUCGCACCUGGUGCGCGCGUGUGCAAUACCUGUAGGUGUAAAGCAGUUAGAGGACGAUAUACAGCGUGUCCAUUGCCAGGUUGCCCGAAUUUAAACAACGCCUCAAAGACAAGGGUAAAAAGAUUGCGAGCUUUACCCGCCAAGUGGCUCGAUCUACCAGCUGAAAUUCGUGAUCCGAUUAUUCAAGAAUUUCAAAUACCAAGUAACGCGACGAAAUGUUGUUCGGCCUGCUUCAAUCGAAUAUCUCGUCGAUUGGCGCCACACCUAACGGGAAGUGCCGAGGUGCCCGAAGACUCAGCCGAUUCCCUUGCCCGACAAUGGACAGACGAGGAAUUGGAACAGCUGAGGAGAGCUCUUCGAGAGCAUGGAACCAAUUGGGUGAAAGUUGCCGAACAAAUACCAGGAAAGACGAAUCAUCAAUGCAAAAACUAUUACUUUGCUUAUCGGAAAAAGUUAAGCUUAGAUCAGGUGGUUGCAGAGUAUUAUCAAUCUCUAGGCGAAGAAAGGAGACCUUGUUUGACAGAUGAAGAAGAAAGUGGUAGCAGUACGAGUAGUUGUGAUGAAUUGGCAGUCCAUGAUUCAAGCGAUACAGCUAGUGCAGGCAGUCCAGCGAACAAUUUGUCCAGUGGUACACCAGGUACACCGGGUGCCACAGCAUCCUCGAAUCUGCCGAUAGCUUUCUCGCGAUCGGCAGAUCAAAAACUUGGUGAGAAAUUAGCGGAUAUUGCUGUGGUAUCAUUAGUACCGCCGGUGAGCAUAGGUCCGUCGCAACAGUCUUCCACCAGUGGAAGUAGCAAUGCUGCUUCAGCUGGUACUAGAGAAGAUUAUGAUAGCUCCGCCACGGAGACGGCGGACGAAGGUCAGGGAGGUACCGAUUUAGAAAAUAAUGGUGUGGUUGUCACGUUGACAACUGCUAAUAAUCCCACAUCAUUGCAACAACAGCAUCAGCAAUCUCAUCAACAAGUUGCACAACCUUCGCAUUCACCACCAUCCACUACUAGCAACAACUCCAAUCCCCUCACUGUGAAGGAUCUUAUGCUUGGUGUUAUUGAGAUGCAAUUGAAACGUAAUCCUAAUAGUCCAGCUGGUACCAGUGGUCCUUCAGUAUCAAUAAAUUCUGGAACACCAACGAUAUCGAGCAUAUUAAAAACGGAUCAUAGAAAUGAUAUUACAUUUGUAAGAGAAUAUAAACCGACAUCAACUAUGGCAAAUACUAAUAUGUCAAGGGACUCGAAUUUGGCUACGUUGUCAGUGGUAUCUGGUCCUCAUCAUGGUCAUCGUUCUGCUUCUAGUCCUCAGCAAAUUGGUCAAAUGCAAGCAACAAUUACUCCCUGUCCACCCGCGCCAUCGAACAAUCAGUCAUCUACAUCAGACAUACUUCCAAAGGAAGGUUUAGUUGUGAUGCAAGUACAACAAGCAUUACGGGAAAGCACUGAGGGCACUCUUGAUUUAAGCAUUAAAAAACCAAGACAACAACAAGAAUAUAAUCAUUCCCUUCAAACACUUCAUAAACCACCGACGGUCACUCUCUAUCGGCCAGAACCUUCGAGUGCUUAUUAUCAUCCUCAUGCCCAUGCGGAACAAGGUCGUGGCGCCAAAAGUCCAUUGGUGUACGCGUCGUCUCCACGACCUCAAGCACCUCUUACACCUAAAAUGAAUAAAGUUGCAGUACCACCACCACAUCCUAAAUUGUCGCCUAAAUUGAGCGCAAUAGUGACAACAAGCCAUAAAAGUGGUUCUAUUACACACGGAACUCCUGUGUCUAAUACACGUUAUGAAGGUCUUCUUAGACAGAUGACACCUCCAGGAAAUCCUGGCAGUGCAGCUGGAACACCUAAUUUGACUAGCGGUGCAGGGGCUGUGAAUGCACCUAGUAAUCAAGGACCUAAAGAAACAGGAUCCAUAACUCAAGGAACUCCUGUUCAUCCCUAUGUGGAUAAGCGUGCACCAAUGUAUGAUUAUCAUAGAACAAUCAGGCAUUCACCUGUAACAACAGGUAAUAUUCCUGGUCAAGGUCAGACUCAAGCCGGAACAGCAGCAGUAGUAGUGACGCAUAGCAAUCAAUAUAAUUCUUAUUCGGGACGACCACCUCCUAGCUAUACUAUGGAGCAACAGCUAUCGUCAAGACAAAUUAUUAUGAAUGAUUAUAUAACCAGUCAACAAAUGCAUGCACGAAGUCGAAGUGCUGGCACGUCUGAGGGUAAUAGUAAGAAUGAAGGACCUUCGACGUUAUAUUAUACCAGCACACCUCCACCUCAAACCCAUACACAACCUCGUCAAGGUGUGAUACAAAGGCACAAUCCGCAAAAGCAAAUUCAUUAUCCGCCACCACCACCAGGACUGGAGGCCUUUUCCAGUUUGGUGGAUGUUGCUGUACAGCAACCAAGUCUUCCGGUUCCUCAUCCACAUGGACAUCCUGCGUCUGGGAGUAGCAGUCACGAAGGUCUUGGUAAGACCAUGGCAGACAGAUUGUUGGCCGACCGUUAUGGGGAUAAACAUCGUUUAACUAUGCAUCAAGAUCAUAGAAUGGCAGUAGCUCACCAUCAUCAACGUGAUAGAGAAAGGGAACGAGAUCUAGUUCAUUUGCGCGAGAAGGAAGAAUAUAGAUUACAGAGAGAGAAAGAGAUUCAACAACAGGAACAUAGAUUGGUUCAGCAAAGAGAAAAAGAUGUACAACAUGCUGAACACAGAUUGUCAAUACAGCAACGAGAAAAAGAUAUACAACAUACUGAUCAUCGUCUUACCGUCCAUCAACAAAGAGAAAAAGAGAUUCAUCAGCAGAUGGUAGUAGCUGCUGCUCAACGUGAAAAAGAACAUCAAGAACAUCGUUUGGCUGUACAACAACAAAGAGAAAGAGAUCUAGCACAUUUACAACAGCAACAACAACAACAACAGCUUCAACAACAUAUUCAACAGCAACAGAGGAUGGAGGUUGAAAGAAGGCAACAUAUGGCUCAAUUGUACAGAGAUCAACAGCAGCAACAACUUGAUAGGGAUAGCCGAUUAAUAAAUAGUGGAUUUACUCAAUCCUCUAGGCUACAACAACCGCAACAAUCCCAGCAACAACAACAACAGCAACAACAGUCAUCUUCUAGACAAAACCAGUCCUCCAAUCAACAACAAAAUGAAUCAGCAUCUACAUUAACUGCUGCCAGUCUGAUAGAUGCUAUUAUAACACAUCAAAUUAACCAAAGUGUUGAAAAUACUGGUGGAAAUGCCCAACCACAACGACCUGGUGAUCGUCUUUUCCAGGUAACUUGUGGAUUUCACCGAGAAGCUCCAGUAGAACCUAAUGGGAUGGCUCACAGUCCUGCUGGCGAUGGAAAUGGUGGCAACAGUGGAGCUGGGAAUGCAGGCGGCAAUGGAGGAGGUGGCAAUAAACCUAUUACUCUUGGAGAACAUGUUGAUCAUAUUGUUUCUAAAGAUUAUGGUCCUCCACAUUCCUCGUAUAGAUCGUAUAGUGGAUAUCAAAUUUCGGAAGAUCAGUGGAAGAGACGAAAAGCUAACGAACCCGAUUCCGUGAAGACUGGAGAUGAGCGUCAAAUAAUUCGAGUUACGCAGCAACAAUCGCAACAACAGCAACAGCAGCAGCAGCAACAACAACAGCAGCAACAGCAACACCAACAUCAACAGUCAGCAGCAUCGGUAGGAAAACAAUCGUUCCAUUCAGUCGAACCUGUUUCACCUCCGGAAACAGGUACUAAUCACUAUGGGCGUCGCCUAUACGAAACAACCACUGCCACAUCGACUUCCGGAACUCCUUCCAAGCCUCAUCUGUCACCUUUGGAUUACGUAAAGAAUAAGAUCGUUGAAGUGAUGCGUACAUCUGAAGAUGAUAAAGGGGGUAACACAACCGAUAGAAAUGGAGGAAACAUCACAAGUGCAGAAAAAGAUGAGAAAAUUGGAGGAAAUGUGGAAAGUCCCUCAAGUGGAGAAAUGAUGGUGGAUGAGACACCAAAUAAAACUCCUCAACCACCUGCACCAGCGCCUACUACAACUUUUUAUCCGUUUAGUGCGUUAGGCGUUCAUACUGGCCCACCUCCUGCGCCGCCACCCCCAACUUCUGGAUCUGCUUCUGUGACAAAAUCUGAACAAAUGCAAGCCGAACCAGCACCAUUGCUUUCUGCGCAGUACGAGCCACUUUCUGAUGAGGAUUGAUAGUCUAAUAAGUUAGCAACGUGUGCUAAUCUACACGCUGUGGAAAUGUUCUUCUUAGGGUAUUUAUGCAGUUUGUUCAUACUGGACGGAAGUCUUAUUCAGACUACAACAAUAAAUAUCGAAUAUUUCACCAUUACCAAUGUUUUUCGGGCGUUAGCCAUUGCGUUCUAACUGGUCGUAUCUAAUAAUUUUUCUAAUGAUAAUUGAAUCGAAAGAAUUUCUUAUUUCGUUCCAUUUCGUUCGUUUGCUCACUUUUUUCUUUUCCUUUUUUUUUUUAUCACGAACUUUAUCGUAUUCCGAAAUGGAAAUUAUAAAUACGAUGGUUUUAAAUAGAGUUUAUUAUUUUAUAAAUUUCAUAUUCCGUCAAUGUAUUCUUUUAGUCGAGGAUCGUUUCCGUACUCUCAGUGUACAUGUAAAUGUGAUUAUUUUAUGGAAGCAUUAUUAUUUUUUUAAUGCUCAUCCAGCGUACGAGAAACUAAUUAGCUGCGUAAUUUUAAUUAUUAAUUGAUAUUUUUUUACGCAUUACUUAUUCUUCACGCUAAUAUGUACGUAAAUGUUGUGUAUAAUUAUCAGCUAGAUUAAAUAUAAUUAUUUCCAUUUUCAC